AUGCUACCAAGAUACAAUUCACUCCCUGGAAGUGAACAAAGGCAGCCUCCGCGUAAUAAAGGUACAUGGAAGUACAGUCUAUUCCCCGAGCACGAUCAAAAGAAGGUCUCAACCAAAACAAUUUUCACAGAUGAUUCAGAUGAUGAGAAGAUAAGCAUUCCACCAAAAUUGAGUAAUUUUGGAUCAGCUUUAUUAUCAGAAAAGGAAAAGGAAAAUAUUAAUGAAAAUGAUCUUUUCGAAAUGUUACCUAAAGAUAGUGUAAAGCCAAGUUCUUUGAACAAUGAACCAUAUUACAACAGUGUUAACCAUACUCCAGGAAAUACAUAUGCAUCGAUACAUUCCGGCGAUCCUUCACAAUCUACACUCUUUGCACAAUACAGGAGCCACCAGCAACCAAGUAUGACGACUAUGAACUCUACUGAUGUACAAGAUAAAGAUGGCAACGAUUUUGAAAACAGUUUCCAGAAGAUCAAGAGUAUGCAGCAAUCAAUGAGAGAAGAAUUGACAUCGAGGCACGCAGAAAGAAGAAGUAGAAGAUUUUUGAAUAGUAGUAGAAAAGAGUUUUUAGGCCCAGCUAAAAGAGCAUCUGCAAUCUUUCCAGAGGCUCUUGAUCGCAGAUUUUCGGGUACUACAAAUAGCAACGGUACCAAUGAUAACAAUAAUAGCACCGAUGGGCUCUUACAGCUUAACCGAGAAGAAUCACCAGAAGAGAAAUUGUCACUAUCAUCACAGGUAGAUCUUGGUGAUUUAAAUCCCGUCCAGUAUUUGAAAAAACACGAUUUACCUACAAGCGAACUGCCGAGAAUUUCAAGACUUUAUUUUGAAAAGCAGAAACCAAGGAAGAUGGAAUUAGCAAGAUUGAAACAAGAGAUUCUACGUGAGAGUCGGACUAGCAGUAGUGGUAACAAUGGAAGCGGUGUUCAGCAUAUUCCAAUAAGGCGAGAAAAUUCUCUUUCAGCGGCUACGCAACCACGAAGAAAAUUAUCAGACACAUCUUCCAGGAAUAUUUUCCAGAGGGGCUUUUCAUCACCAGUGGCACGUUCAGUCGAUUCACAGAGAAAUAUUUUGUCUGAUAAAUCGUCCUUGAAACACAAUGAGUAUGAUUCUUAUCCACAUAGUAAUACCCUUUUGUAUUCACAUCGGAAAAGAGAAGCUCUUGCUAACAUCGAUGUAAACAGGAAUAAUAAUGACCAAAUUUACGAACCAGAACUUAAACGGUAUAAAUAUUUUGACGAACAUCAUAAUAAUAACAGAAAUAAUGACUAUGAACCAGAAUCUAAGCGCUACGACCUUUUUGAGGAUCACCGUAAUGGUAAUAAUAAUAAAGACGAAAAACCAAUUUCCUUGGAACGAUUGCCAUCAGAGGCUCCCCCAGUUGCAAUACCGAUUCACCCUUCAGUGAUUCAAGAAAACGAAUUUCAUCACAGAGAGGCACCAAAACCACCAGUAGUGAAAAAGGUGGAAAUUGUAGAACCUGAAAAGAGAACAGAUAGUAAGGGAAAGAGUAGUAAUGGUGAGGCAUUAACGAGAAGGAACGCAACCACUGUAAAUGAUGUGGAAUAUGAAAAGAUAGAACUAUUAGGAAGAGGUGGAUCCUCCAAAGUUUACAAAGUGAAGGACAAUAAUAAUAAGCUUUAUGCUUUGAAAAGAGUUGUGUUUGACGAAUUUGAUGAUUCUAGUGUAAAUGGAUUUAAAGGUGAGAUAGAACUACUUAAUAAACUUAAGGACAAGACAAGAGUAGUAAAGCUAUUUGAUUAUGAAAUGGAACAUGGUGUCCUUUAUUUGAUAAUGGAAUGUGGUGAUCAUGACCUUUCCCAAAUCCUAAAUCAGAGGGCUGGUAUGCCCCUAGAUAUCGAAUUUGUGCGAUAUCAUGCAAGAGAGAUGUUAAAAUGUGUUAAAGUGGUUCAUGAUGCUGGUAUAGUUCACUCAGAUUUGAAGCCUGCUAACUUUGUGUUUGUCAAGGGUAUCUUAAAGAUCAUUGAUUUUGGUAUUGCCAAUGCAGUACCAGACCAUACGGUAAAUAUCUAUCGUGAAACACAAAUUGGUACACCAAAUUAUAUGGCACCUGAGGCGCUGGUCGCAAUGAAUUAUACGGGACAAAAUGACGGAGACAAAUACAAACAACAAAAUCGAUGGAAAGUUGGGAAACCUUCUGAUGUCUGGUCUUGCGGUUGUAUUAUUUAUCAAAUGAUUUAUGGUAGACCACCUUAUGGCGGGUUCCAAGGUCAAAACAGAUUAUUAGCCAUCAUGAAUCCUGAGGUGAAGAUCAUUUUUUCUGAAAAAACGGCUAAUGAUGAAGCUGUUCCCCGUUCCAUAUUGGACACUAUGAAAGCUUGUUUGUUAAGGAACCCAGAUAAAAGAUUGACAGUUGAUGAAGUUCUUGAUAGCCCUUUCUUAAAACCUGUGAUGGUCACUCCUUUCUUUAUUCGCGAUCUGAUUAAAAACGCUGUCAGAUACGGGGCAGAUCAAAAGGAAGUAUCCAAAGAGAAAGUGGAAGAGCUCGCUGAUGAUGUACUAGGUAAAUUAGCAGACAUCAGACUGUAA
This is a messenger RNA of Zygosaccharomyces rouxii, 2544 nucleotides long. RefSeq names its product serine/threonine/tyrosine protein kinase MPS1 (gene MPS1). NCBI's taxonomy places the organism in Eukaryota, Fungi, Ascomycota, Saccharomycetes, Saccharomycetales, Saccharomycetaceae. Bases 1 to 2544 code for a protein of 847 amino acids. Gene Ontology annotation, cellular component: spindle; nucleus; kinetochore. The record is from RefSeq and is a predicted model, not a curated record. Gene Ontology annotation, biological process: protein localization to kinetochore; meiotic spindle assembly checkpoint signaling; mitotic spindle assembly checkpoint signaling. Gene Ontology annotation, molecular function: ATP binding; protein serine/threonine/tyrosine kinase activity; protein serine/threonine kinase activity. The transcript has a single exon.